AUUAAAUGGGGAGAGACGGUGGAGAUUAAUGAGCAAGAUGAGGGGCAGCCUCUGAUGAAGGACCUGGUGCUAUUGCUGUGCUGGCUUUAUAGAGGGUGCGCGGAUGCUUGUUUCGAGCACGUCGUCGUCGCCGCGGCGCACUACGACCGCACGAACGCGUCGCUGGCGCUGCGGACGCGAUUACUAGACGCGCAGGCCGCGGCGAAGGCCCGUUGGCUGCCCGCCGGCCUCGUCGUGGUCGUGGAGAACGACGUUGUCGAGCGGAGCCGUAUCGAGGUCGAGCGGCGCGGCUUGGCGUACGCCCGCAACGGAGGCUAUCCCGGGCACGGCUUCGAGCUGGGUGCCUGGCGCUGGGCAAUGAGCGAGAUCCUACCGCACCGGGACGUGUGCGCGGACGCGGUCGUCUACUUGGUUCAAGAUAGCAUGGUCAUGAACGCGCCACCCCUCGCGCAUCCACCAGCAAACCUCACGGCCACGCGCCUCUUCAGCUUCGACGGGACCAAGGGAUUGGCGGGUGUGCCGCGGUCGGAAGACCACUGGGUCCCCGAGGCUGAGACCGCCUUCGCGCGGGCGGGGUCCGACCCCGCGCUCGCGCGGUCGCGGUCGCGGCGGUUCCCGGGCGCCUUCGGGCCGAACCUCGUCGGCACCUACGCAGCCUGGCGAGGACUCCUCGAGCGAGGCUUCUUCGACAUGCUGGCCGUGCGCUCGAAACUCGACGAACAGCGGUCCGAGCGCAUCGUGGGACUCUUCCUCGCGGUCGUGCUCGGCGACGAGGGGUCCAUCGGCGGCGACUACCUCCUCGUCCAGCGCCCGAGCCGAGUUAUUCGCGCCAAGCUGCCCUUCGUGAAGACUAUGGCACACAAGGCGCGAUCGCGCGACCAGUUGCAUAGAUCGUUGAUUUCUGCUCCGAAGGGCGGGUUAGACAAGCCUGGGGCCAAUCGCCUGCGCUGCCUCGAGGCCUGGCAGGCGAACGCGUCGCGUCCGACGCUCACGUUCGUCGACGACGAGCGGUCGUGCGGCCUGGGCUGCCGCUUCCUGCGCCUGGCGGCCGCGCUGGUAGCGGCGCUCGACGCGGGCAGGCGCCUGGCGCUGUCGCCGAGCUCGCGGUGGCACUUCGGGCGCCACGCAGAUUACUUCGAGCCGCUGCCCCUGUCCGAUAUCAGGUUGACGCUGCCCGACCGCCACCCGCACCACAUCAACGAGUGGACGGCACCCGACGACGUUCCACAUGAAGCGGUCUUCACGCGCGCGUCGCUCGACAACUUCUGGCACUUUUAUCGGGUACGACGUGGCCGCCGCUGCCGCCACCCCUGCUUGGACGGGUUGGACCAGUGCGAGCAGGCGGCGCUCGCGGCCGUAUAUCUGGCGCGGCCGAACCGACGUUUGACGGAGGCGGCCGCGAACGUAUCUAUGGAACCACCCUACGCGGCGGUCCACAUCCGCCGCGGCGACAAACAACGGGAACGCAAAGGCCCCGCGUUGAGUGUAUCCGCCUAUGCCGAUGCUCUGAAACGCUUCCCGGACCUGUCGCGCGUGUGGCUCAUGACUGAGGACCCCCGCGUCGCUGAGGAGAGCCAAUCGAUGGGCUGGCAUUUGACCGAGUUUUCGCGGACCGGGAAGCCCGAGGCGACGACCGAGAACAUCGGCGCCGUAGCUCUGAAUUCGCUCGUCAACCUCGAGGUCGCCGUGAACGCCUCCGCCUUCGUCGGCGCCGACGAUUCGACCUGGUUCCGCUUCGUGCUCAUGCUCGCGAUGGGCCGCUCGGGCCGCAAGCCGCGGGUCAGCUCCCUCGCGAGCGGCUUCUGGACCAAGGGCGGCUUCGGGAACUGCUUCUGGCGGCCCGACGCGUGCGUAUCCCCGGGGGGGUUGUGUAAUGUGACGACACAGCUGUCUUCUCUCUGGCUAGUCCUUUUAGUCGUUGCCGCGCAAUCAAAGGCCUACUCAGGCCCUACUGCAGCACUGGCAGCGGCGGCUUUCCCCACCUUGAAGCUCCGGAAAGCUUCCAGGGACACCUAGCGCACGCGCGGACGCAUUCGGCGCGACUGAUUUAAACUCGCGAUAGUUCGUUCGAGGAGUCAACGCCUUUCGCAUGGCGCGCAUGGCCCGGGGCGCGGGAAUCUAGACAACCCCGGUCGGCGUCUGCUUGGGGCUCUUUGUGCCGACCUCUGCCCCGUACCGUUAAGGGUACGGGGCACACAGACCCUAGUGAGUUUUGCGCCACUAGCAUUUUUAAGCUGUUUUGCGCCGCUCGUCACAACGCUGUCGCCGCUCGCACUUUCCGCCCGCGUAAAAACGUUUCUCUCGCUCCCCGCGUUCCGUGUCCGUGGGCGUGGGGACGAACGCGAACCUCUAGGCAAGAGGGCUCCAAGGGGUCACGUAAGUAAGCGCAAAAUCAAACUCGCAUCGUUUGAGCUAGUUAUAUAAACCUACUAGAUUGCACCUAUUUUUGCGCGCGGGGACUUGUCGAGCGUCGGGAUAGUGACGCGCGGGCGGGGAGAUCCUGGAAUGGCUGCCGAGCCGCCGCCGCGAACGCCUCGCGCGCCGGCGCCCGGCGAGCCGCCGCUCACGGUGACGGUCGGCCGGGCGGCGCUGCCGUACGGGGUCAGCGUGGGCCGGCUGCACGCCUCCGACGUGCUGCCGCGGCUGCGGUUCAACGCGGCGCGCGCGGAGCGCGAGGAGGGCCUCGCGUUCGCCGAGGCCUUUGGCGUGGGCGUCUCGCUCCACUUCAAGCUCGGCAAGCUGCUGCUCUCGCUGCUGAUCGCGGCGGCGGCGCUGCAGCUGCCCAUCCUCGUCUACUACGCGCGCCACGGCCGGUUCGCGGACGCGCGGCGCGCGCGCGACGCGCGCGACGAGGUGCGCUGGCAGGUGAGCGGCGCGCUCCUCGCGCGCUACUCCAUGGCGGCCGUCGCGGCGCCGGCGCAGCUCGGGGAGACCGCGGACGCGCGGCGGCGCGACCUGCUGCUCGUGUCGUGCUUCGCCGCGCUCGCGACGGCGCUCCUCGGCGCGGGCGCGGCGGCGGCGCGCGACUUCGUGCGGCGCGACGCGCGCGCGCUGCGGUCCCUGAGCCCGGCGCCGGAGCACUACGCCGUGUUCCUGCGCGAGGUGAGCGACGACGCCACGCCUGCCUCGGUCCGCCGCGCCGUCGAGCGGGCGGUCGAGGACGCGCGCGUGGAGCACGUCGCGGUGCACCGCGAGCUGCGGCCGGCGCUCGAGGCGGCGCUGGCCGUCAUCGCGGCCGAGGACGCGCACGCGCGCGCGCCGUCGCCGCGGCGCGCGGCGCGCGCCGCGGCCGCGCGCCGCCGCCUCGCCGCGCGCGCGCGCGCGCCGCGCGGCCGCGCGAUCGCCGCGUUCGUCGUCUGCGAGUCGCCGCGCCACGCCAGGGCGGCGCACGCGGCGCUCGCGCGGCGCGCGGCGGCGCUCGCGCCCCGGCGGCGGCGCUGCUUCGAGAAGCCGAACCAGCUCCUGGGCGCGCCGCUGCGGCCGUCGCUCGCGCCCGCGCCGAGCGACGUCAUCUGGGAGAACCUGGAGGUGUCCCCGCGCGAGCGGCUCGCGCGGCGCGUCGCCGUGCGCGUCCUCACGAUCGCGGUGAUCGCCGCCGGGCUCCUGGUGGUCUACGGCGUGCGGCGGCGGGCCAUCCGCGACUUCGACGUGGACGACGACUUCGACGCGGCCGCCGCGCCCCCCGCCGGCAACAACGCGACGCAGCCGGACAUCCUGCGCAACGCGCGGAACGCGCUGGAGCCGUACCUGACGCACGCGCCGUCGCGGAAGCGGCACGCCCUCUUCCUGCUCGUCGUCGUCGUCCUGAUCAACUCGCUGCUGCGGCUGCUGGUGCGGCGGGGCGCCAUGCUCGGCGCGCACAGCACGCGGACCACGGAGCAGAGCGCCGCGCUGGUGGCCUACUGGGCCGCGGCCACGGCCAACACCAUGGGCGUCUACGCGCUCGCGGCGUGGGGCGGGCGCGCGCGGACGUCCGCCUACGACGGCGCGCGGCUCACGCGGUGGUACGCCGACGUGGGCGUCUACCUGCUGGCCACGCUGCUGUGGGAGGCGCUGGCGCCGCCCGCGGGCGCGCUCGUGCGGUGCCUCUUCCGCGCGGAUGCGCGCCGCGAGCUCGAGCGCGUCCGCGCGUUCUUCGGGCGGCGGCGGACGCUCCGGGAGUCGGUGACCCGGGAGAACCUCUUCGACGAGCGGCCCGUCUCCGCCGACCAGAACGCGCCCGCGUGGCGCCGCGGCCUCGACCAGUACGUCGUCGCGCCGCUCGCGCGGUUCGUGGCGGCGCCGCCGUGGGACCCGACGACGCGCGGCGCGGACAUGCUGCGCGUCUUCUUCGUCGGCGCGGUGUUCGGGGCGGGGCAGCCGCUCCUGCCGGUGCUGAGCGCCGCGACGCUCAGCGUGAUGCUCGCGCACGACAAGUGGGCGCUGCUGCGCGAGCGGCGGCCGCCGCCGCGGCUCGGCCCGCACCUCGCGCGCACGGCGGCGCGCCUGAUGCCGCUGGCGGCGCCGCUGCACUGCCUGCUGGCCCUGUGGACCUGGAGCGACUCGACCUACACCGGCGCGGCGCUCUGGAUCCACUGCGCCCCGCUGCCCGUCUCGGGCGCGACCUGGCCCCUGUUGCUCGCCCUCGUCGGCUGCGUCGCGGCCGGCGUCGGCCCGUCCGUGUCGUCGCGGUCCGGGUGCGGGCGGCGGCCCGGCGAUCCGCACAUCGGCGGGUCGAGCUGGCAGGAACCGCACGUCGAGGUCCCGCGGCGCGACUCGUUCGAGCGGACCGCGUCGUGGACGGGCUGGGACGUCGAAAACGUCGAGAACGCGGACGACGAGGUCGCGGCGGCGCUGCCGUGGCGGGCCGCGCGGCGCGGGUGGGACGCCGCGGGCGUCGAUUUCGCCUACGACCUGUGGGAGGGCGGCUACCCCGACCUCCUCCGUACGCGGCGGCUCGUGCGGCGGACCGCCGUCCUGUCGUCGACGGCCGCGUCGAGCGCCGCCGCCGCGCUGGCGCUGCUCGCGCGCGAGAGCCGCACCGGUCCCAGCGGCGGCGGGGAUAGUAGUAACACCGUUCUGUAGUUU
Pelagomonas calceolata is the source of this 5067-nucleotide messenger RNA. The record is from the annotation of a GenBank genome assembly. NCBI's taxonomy places the organism in Eukaryota, Pelagophyceae, Pelagomonadales, Pelagomonadaceae.